Molecule: messenger RNA, 1134 nt
Organism: Glycine soja
Lineage: Eukaryota; Viridiplantae; Streptophyta; Magnoliopsida; Fabales; Fabaceae
Product: protein SRC2 homolog
Exons: 1
Coding region: 72-917 (281 amino acids)
Biological process (GO): defense response
Source: RefSeq, a predicted model, not a curated record
CACUCAGACUUCAGAACCGAAAAAACUAACAACGAGUCAACGAAAUCGCGAACAGAACAGCAACGUUAACAAUGGGUUCUCGCUACGAGGUGGAACUGAAGCUCUCAUCGGCACGCGCUCUCAAGAACGUGAACUGGCGCCAUGGCCCGAACCGCCCAUACGUCGUCGUUUGGGUCGACCCAAGCAACAAGCUCUCGACGCGCGUGGACGAAAGCGGCGACACUGACGCGAAUUGGGACCAAACGCUCACAAUUCCGUUGCCACCAAAGCCUCUCGAGGAUCAAACGUUGUACAUCGACGUGGUCCACGCCGGCUCGGAGGAGGACACCAAGCCGCUUAUCGGCUCGGCUCGGCUCAAGCUGGUGGACAUUCUCGACGACGUUGGAAUCGGCGAGCGCGUGAGCCGCACGCUCUCGCUGAAGCGUCCCUCGGGGAGGCCGCACGGGAAGGUUGAGGUUAGCGUGACAAUCAGGGAGCCCAGCUACCGUGCGCAGGGUGGGUACAACGCGCCUCCUUACGGCGUGAGGGAUUAUUCCCCUGCGCCGCAGGGGUAUGGUGGGUAUCCUCCAUAUGGGGCCCCACCACAACAGGCGUAUUAUUCCGCUCCACCAAGUGGGUAUCCUUAUAAUGCGCCACCGCAGCCUUAUAAUGCGCCGCCUCAGAGUGGCUACGGCUAUAAUGCGCUGCCGCAAACGGCGUCGUAUGGGCAGGGGAGCGGUUACGGGUACGCGCCACAAGAGGAGAAGAAGAAGAGUAAGUUUGGUGGGAUGGGGACGGGAUUGGCUGUGGGUGCGGUUGCUGGGGCUCUAGGUGGAAUCGCACUCGUGGAGGGUGCUGAGUAUGUUGAGGACAAGAUUGAAGAUGACGUGGCGGAAAGAGUGGAGGAUGAUCUUGGUUACGAUGGUGAUGACUUCUAGAGAGUGGUGUGAUGUUUCAGGAGGAGGAGGAGGAAAAAAAAAACAAGGAAUAAUAAUAUUUUAAGUUUUUUAAUUGAUUUUUCUUUUUUUCAGUUUCUUUGGCGUUCGAGUUAUAUCUUUUAGUGUUUUCUUAAUGAUAUCGUUAAUGAUCUUAUCGAUGCUUAUCUUCGUUGUCUUUGUGGGACCGCGAAAUGAAACAACACAUCAUUAUCAACAA